CAGCGGAGGCAGGUGAACACCGACCGAAGGUCAGUGCGGCAGCUCGUUCUCCAUCCUACCGGCUGAGACACUCGGGAGCGCAAACAUGACGGCAGAGCAGCGACAUGUGAUCAGCGUCCGCAUUAUCGGAGGAGUCCACAGGGACGCACCGAAACUCAAGAUGUUCAUGGUGUCUGUGCUGUGGUCUGAUGGGGCUGAAGUGAUCAUCUACAGGUCCUUCCAGGAUUUCAAGAAAUUCCAUGCGCAGCUGAAGAAGAGGUUCCCUCACAUGAAUCCUUUUAAGAAAAACGACAGGAUGAUCCCCAAGUUUAGAGGAAAGGCCCGGAGGAGCAGCAUGCAGCAGAAAGGCUCCAAGAAGUCUGUGAGGCGAAUGAAGUUCCUGGAGAGCUACUGCGACAAGCUGAUGAAGUGCGAACAGACUGUGACCCAGAGCUCAGAGGUCACCCGAUUCUUCACGCCUAAAGACCACGACCUGCAGCCAGACUUCACUAAGAACAGUGUCAUGAUCCUGAGGCCUGAUGAUCUGUCGGAUGGCUCUGGUGGGGGAGGAGGUAGCGUCCACCAGCCAGCAGGCAACGUCACUCACCCGUUUGUCACCCAGACUUACCGCUGUGUGGCCGCUUACGAAACCAAAGACACCAAGAAUCGUCCAUUUAAGGUGGCCGUGGACGAGAAGCUGGACGUCCUGAUCAAAGACCCUGCAGGUUGGUGGCUGGUGGAGAAUGAGGAUAAGCGCCUGGCCUGGUUUCCUGCUCCCUACCUGGAGCUACUGGAAGGAGAGGAUGAUGACGAGGCUGGAUUUCCGCCAGGAGGUGCUCUGUACUGUGCCGUGAAGAGCUACUCGACUAAGAAGGAUGACGAGGUGUCUGUGUCCAUCGGCACUGUGGUCGAGGUGCUGAGGAAGUCUGACAACGGCUGGUGGCUCAUCAGGGUUAAUAAUAAGGCAGGUUACAUCCCCUCCAUGUACCUGCAGCCCUACAACAACCCACGUGCAGGUAUUUACAGUUUGAACAGGAAGCUGCAUAGCUCCACUCUAAACCUGACAACCAGCAGGGAUCCUCAGACUGCUCAUCCAGCAGGCAUCGGUGAAGAAGCCAGCCCACGACAGGAACCUGCAGGUCCAUCCAGACCUCAACUCAGCGGCCCCAGUCUCCACAAGGCCCAGUCCCUGGAUGUUCUCUCUGAGUCCUGGCAGCAGACACAAACAGGGCCGGACGCCUCGACCUCGGAGAUCCGUGAACGCAGCAUGAGCAACGUCAGCCUCGAGUCCAGCUUCUCUGACUUCUCAAGCCAAGGCUCAUCCUCAAGUCUUAAAGAUGAGAACCAGAGCGGCUCAGAGCGUCGUGCACAGCAGUCCGAUGAAAGCGGCAGUUCACGCAGCAGCCCUGAUGUCAGCCACAGCCCCAACACCAGCUUCAACAGCUCAAUCAGGUCCGAUGAGUCGGCCACUCCCAGGGUGCCGCCUCGACCCAAGACUGAGGAGAUCCUGAGCCGCUGCACCACCAUGACACGUAAGGCAGCCAUGGCCACCAAGGCCCGGCUUCAGAUCCAACCAGAGACCAUCCACAGCCGCCUGUGAACCCAAAGAUCCAGUGCUACAUGUUACAUACCCUGGACUGUUCAUAAUCACACUCUUUUUUUAUUCAUUAUAUGCACAUAUAAAAUAUUUAACCUCUUCAACACCACAGUCGAAUGUGUUUUGUGCAGCAUUGUUCAUCCUUUAGAAACCUGGACAAGACAAAUUUUUGUUGAAUUCCAUGACAUUUCCAUUUCAUCAAAUGGAACAUGGCAUCUUAAGUUUGAAUAUUUUACUCAUAAGAAAAAUGUAGCUUCAGUGAAGCAUUAAAGGGAGCAGGUGCAAGGAAAUGUAUGUGACGUACAGUCAUGCAGAGGUACAAAGAAAUACUUUUUUUUAUUAAGCUUGCCUAGGAGGAAAUUGAAAUAGAUUGUUGGAGUUGAAGAGGUUAGAAAUUUACUCUUAGCUUUAUUUUAUAUUUCCCUGUUUCAGUUUUGGGGGCUGUUUUUAACAUAGAAAUCAGUGGAUGUGGUAAAUUCUGAACUGUCUAAAAUAUGAUACAUAUUUGAUUACAUGAUAUAAUAUCUUUUUGUGCUUCAUCAUUCACUGCUGUAUUUGUACUGUUUAGUAUAAUUUCCUAGUGUAUAUGUAAAUACUGUCUCCAAAUGCAAAUGAAGUUAUGACCUCCAGCAGGUUAGAAUGUUGUGAAGUAGCAGCAGCAAAGAACAAGUCAGUGAACGCACUGACUGCCAACAUGAAGGCCUUUUGAUCGACUGCCAGAAUCAGAGCACUGAAACAUGACAUACUCAGUAAACAAGCCCAAAUAGAUGACUUUAUGAGUGUCCUGCCAGAACAUGUUCUUUAUCAGUGAUAACCUCCUUUUUUGUUUGUCUUUUUGCAUGGAUGUUGUUCCUUUAUGUACAUUAUACACUGCAUAUUAACCUGUGUGAGCUCACAGUGUAACUUUACAAGAUCUUAGCGUGGCAGUGAAAUCAAUAAAAUGCUAUUUAACAAGA
Messenger RNA from Amphiprion ocellaris (clown anemonefish), 2532 nucleotides. Its product is annotated as NADPH oxidase organizer 1-like. Gene Ontology annotation, molecular function: superoxide-generating NADPH oxidase activator activity; protein binding; phosphatidylinositol binding. Gene Ontology annotation, biological process: superoxide anion generation. The record is from RefSeq and is a predicted model, not a curated record. The transcript is spliced from 8 exons. Lineage: Eukaryota; Metazoa; Chordata; Actinopteri; Pomacentridae. Bases 86 to 1579 code for a protein of 497 amino acids.